ACACAUGAGCAUUAAUAGCCAUGUUUACCUGUACUAGUUGAGAGCCAAGGUUGAAGUCAUUCAUGUGUGAAAAAUGUUGUCGAGGCAUCUGUAAACGGCUAAAGAAAUGCAAAUGUAGCCUAGUUUAGAAUAUGCACUUGCUUUGUGUACAGAUGUGACGGCGAGGUAAGGGCAACCUGACACACAUGAGCAUUAAAAGCCCUGUUUACCUGUACUUGUAGUUGACUGUCAAAAAUGCUGUCGAGUCAUCUGUACAUCUUCUUUGUCGAAUUGCAUUAUUAAAGUACAUCCAGAUGAGACAUCAUAUGCGUUCAUCACAGUUUGUGACGGAUUACGGAUACGAACGAACUAGCACUUGUUUGGCAGUCUUUUAGGUAUUUAGGUCCAGGAUGAGGGUGGACAUCUCCGCAGCAGAGGAGUAGAAAAAAGAAAAAAACUGGUUAAUGUGCUGUUAGAAAGACUCAUUGUGCUGUCACUUAUAUUGCCUCCUUGUACCAAGCAGGUGGUUGUGUCAUCAUGGAACAUCUUGGACGUUUUGAAGCAACAGUCGAGCAGCUUUUUCAGGCAGUUCUUCAAGAAAUGCGUUUGCAAAGAUUUCAGGCAAUUCUUCAAGACAUUCGUGUGCAAAGAGAGAGCGUCACAGAAGAAAGGCUCGACAGAAUCCUGCAACAAGUUCCUGAUGACAUAUCAAAAGAGGGCAUCAUAGAAGAAAGGCUCGACAGAGUCCUGCAACAAGUUCCUGAUGACAUAUCAAAAGAGAGCGUCACAGAAGAAAGGCUCGACAGAAUCCUGCAACAAGUUCCUGAUGACAUAUCAAAAGAAGUAGCCAGAGAAGUCUUGAACAUUUGUCAAGAACAAGCAAACAAAUCAGUCCGAGAAAAUAGCGAAGCGUAUGCAGCAGUCUCCUUUGUUACAGGCGACAAAACACAGCAGCACGUUGAUGCCAUUGCUACAACGACGGAUGCAAGACCAGAUGAUGGUUCUGCAGGGGAUGGAGAAUCAAGUAUCUUUGUGACUGAUGGAGGCGACCUUUCUUGCCAGAGUGUGUAUAAUGUCCUGAUCCAUGCCCUACCACUCACGGAACAGAGACUACGAGGCCUGACCGACGGUGUUCUGCGCAAGGCUGAACAUGAUGGGAUAUCAAGCAUCGCCUUUCAGGCCACUGGAUAUGGCAUGGAUUCUUUACCAAAGGCCGUGUUGGCUAAAGCCAUCCUAGAUACGGCCUUGAAUUACGUAUGUGAUUCCCUUGACGAAAUAGUGGUGUGUGCAGACAAAAGCGAGGUGGAUACGAUCAAGGCAUUUACAGCUGAGAUUGACAAGCGCCCCCAACUUGGGAAAGGCAAAGAACUCGGAUCUACCUUCACUGUGACUAUUGUCAAAGGAGACAUUGUCCAUCAGGAUGUUGAUGUGAUUGUUAAUUCGACUUCCUCGAGCCUCAAUUUGGCAAGUGGGCAACUGUCUUCAGCAAUAUAUAACGCUGCUGGAGACAGCAUACAAGAAGAGUGCAGGGUCAAGUAUCCCACAGGUGUUACGACGGAAGAGAUAGCCGAGACUUCAGGAGGUCGUCUACCGAGCGGGAGAAUAUACCACACUUCUCUAGGAAUCUGGUCAGAGGAGAAUUACAGAGCAUUUUUUAUAAAAUGUCUGACCAAGGCCUCGAGCUCGAGACUGAAGAGCAUCGCUUUCCCUUUAAUUGGGACAGGGAUCUUGGCAUAUCCAUGUGAUGAAGUGGCAGAAUGUAUCUUCAAGAGCUUUGAUCAAUUCAAAACAAGCAACCCUGACACCUCCCUGUGUGAGGCACGAAUUGUUGUGUAUCCAGAAGACAAGGCGAAUUUGGAGAUCUUUGAGGGUGCCACGCCUACAGAAGCAGCUGCAGAUGUGCGUCCAGUAAAUUCCACAACAAGCGAAUUUACGUUACAGACAGCUGUGGGCAUGGCUGGGCUCAUCCAGCUGCCCGCACACUGGAGUCCAAUGACUGAGGAACAGUUUGUGAGCGAAGUACAGCUUAAACCUGAAGAUAAAGAAUACAAGUUGGUGGCUAGACAAUUCAAUACAGGCGUUGACAAUGAAUACACCAUUGUCGAGAUCAAGAGAAUCCAGAACCGCACACUGUAUCUCCAGUAUGUGAUGUUCCUGCACCAGAUGGAGACACAGAACCCGGGUAUGGAUGUUGAGAGACACCUAUGGCACGGAACAACGGGAGAUGUUGUGACCAGUAUCAAUAUCCAUGGUUUCAUUCGCAGCUAUGUAACAGUCCAUCUCUAUGGAAAGGGAAGUUAUUUUGCUGUCAACACCAGCUACUCUGCUCGUGACCUGUACUCUCCUCCAAAUGAAGAUGGUACCAAGCACGUCUAUUACGCAUCUGUCCUCACUGGACACUUCACUAAAGGAAAAGUAGACAUGGUAGCUCCCCCGUCUCGAGGCCUCAAAGACCCAAAUGUCCUGUACGACAGUUUGGUUGACAACGUGGAUAAUCCCAGUAUGUUCGUGGUGUUCAACGACGUCCAGGCCUAUCCCAAGUACCUCAUCACUUUUCGGGAGUGAAGAAGAACAGGGAAACAGUGUGAAGAAUUUGACCAUCUGUUAUUUGAAUUCGUGUCUACAUACAUAACCAUUACACUCUAACCAAAUGUAUUAUACUUAGCUGAUUAUCAAUACACUGCAACUGGUUUGCACUUCCGUUUGGAAUGUUUUGGUUUUAGAGGUGUUAGUAACUUGACAUGCAUCAUAAAAAGUAUUGAUAAUAAAAACAUAGUUAUAACCUUUAUUUCUCACAAACCAAUGAUAGAUAUGAUCGAUUGCCCCAGAUUCAACGACACGCAAUCAACCAUGUCACCUAGCCUGAACACCCGAUCCAUUUGGCCAGUUCGAACAGCAAGCUCCGGGGAUAUAUUCUCCACUGCAAUACGGUGAUUCCAGCUGUUAAUGUGUAUGUCAUAGGUACAUAUAUGAUUAUGCUCUACAUAUUUGAAUAUAGUUUAUGGGAUUAUGUUAACAUGAACCAUGCUUCAUUCAGACUGUUUGACAAUUAACAUCAUCAUGAUCAGUAUACAGCAUACAGUUGCGAAAUUACACACAGAUUUUAACAACAAUGAAAUAUCCAGGAAGGCAUCUAGUUACUCGUUAACUAACAAUUUUCAUAUUGUCUUGGGUUGACCACAAGGACGAUGUUGAUUAGCUUAUGAAUAUUUGCUUGAAACAGAUGAGGUUUUUUGGAUGGGUUUCUUAUAACACAGUAUCAAAUCUGAAAUAUGAUUGAUUUAUUGCAUGUUGUUUUGCACUGAUCUGUAAAAGAAGUUGUGAACAAUAAGUUCCAAAUAAUUACUUUGUAGGUUUUUUAUAUGGAUAGAAAACUGUGAAUAUGUUCUUUUACUCUUAUCCAUUUGGUUUGCUUCACAUUGUGAUAAUUACCGUAAUGAUUUAAUGUCCAUAUUAACAGAUUUUACAGAUGUGUAGUUUGUUCUGCUUGUUGUAUGGCUAUAGUAUUGUCGAUUGAAUAUGGAAUUUUCACAUAUUUUUGCACUGAUCUGUAAAAUAAGUUCUAAAUAAUUACUUGCUAGGUUUUCAAUAUGGAUAGAAAACCGUGAAUAUGUUCUUUUACUCUUAUCCAUUUGGUUUGCUUCACAUUGUGAUAAUUACCGUAAUGAUUUAAUGUCCAUAUUAACAGAUUUUACAGAUGUGUAGUUUGUUCUGCUUGUUGUAUGGCUAUGGUAUUGUCGAUUGAAUAUGGAAUUUUCACAUAUUUUUGCACUGAUCUGUAAAAUAAGUUCUAAAUAAUUACUUGCUAGGUUUUCAAUAUGGAUAGAAAACCGUGAAUAUGUUCUUUUACUCUUAUCCAUUUGGUUUGCUUCACAUUGUGAUAAUUACCGUAAUGAUUUAAUGUCAAUAUUAACAGAUUUUACAGAUGUGUAGUUUGUUCUGCUUGUUGUAUGGUUAUGGUAUUGUCGAUUGAAUAUGGAAUUUUCACAUAUUCAUGUAGCAAUAUGACAUACUAACUGACCAACUGCGUCUGAAGUUUGACCCACUCAAUACUGCUAUGAGGAAAGCGUCUUUGAAAGAAGAUUAAACCAGAUCAUCUUCUUAUGACGAAAAAGCAAAGGUAUAUCCCGCUCCUCAUAACUUAGAUAAUGUAAACAUAUUAGAACAAAUGCAUAUACAACAACCAACAAUGUUCAAGAUUGUCUGGGCAGCUUUAAAGCAUAUUACAGAACCUCGAUCAUGCAUUUGGACUUUCAGCUUACCGCUCAUAUACAUGUACCCUUUUAAGAGAUUAAAGUAUGAGAAAAGUAAACAAAGUAUGACUAUAUUAUGUUGUUCUGAAAAUCUUGAAUUUGUUGUGAUAAUUUACUUACUGGAACUUUCGGUUCCAGUUUAAUAUGUAGUAACAUUCCAACGCCGGAUGUAAAGGACAUAGAUGUCAAACUUUCUUUUUAUUGUGAGGUUUCUUCAUAAUUUAGGCUGCAAAACGCAUGUAUAUGAGUAUGUGCUUAUGGUUGGAUACAACGAUACGUUAUUGAUAGUAUAUCGAGAGGUAAAUAUAUACUGGGUUUUGUUUUAGUUUUAGAAGUACAUCAUUGGAAUUAUAAAGUUAGAUAUCUUGUGUUUGUCUUAAAGUCUUGUUGUUUAUGGCAAAUGUGGUGGAAUAAACAAUUACUGAUAUAGUUUGUGUAUGUCCAAACACAUAUGUUUGUUUCAAAGGAUAUUCAUGUUGGCCUAGUUGAGUGUAAUAUUUAGAUAUCCUUGUUGACAUGCUUAUUUUCAACAAUCAGCUUGCAAUUUUCACCUAGACGAUUAAGAUGUACCCUAACUUUAGAAGCGGGAAUAAAUUGAAGUUUUUUUGUUCACUUUAAUAUGCUUCUGGGCAAUUUAAACAUAAGAAAACAGUAGUAAACAGCAUACGUGUAUUGCAAAGUCAUUACCACAGUAAAUUACAGUCAUGGUAUUAAUAUCAACAAUUCGUCUCUUGUAGAGGAGCUAUAACUGAUAGGCGAUCACAUCAACAACCUGGUGCAUGCAUAAAACAUGCAAAGCUAUCUGAUAAUGCUCUCUGUUAACAUUAUCUCUACCCCGAGAACAAAUGUGUGUUAUCGCGCUGUCCCAUUUAGAAAAUUCACCGGGGCAACUGGGAAACCAAAUCAAUGGGAGACCAAAGUUCAGACACUGUUAUGAAACAUAUAUGAAUUUCGGGGAAGGGGACUACCUGGGACAUACUUGAAAUACCUGUAACUCUUGAAAUGAAUGCGACUGACGGUCCGGUCCCUAGCCAGAAAUUUGACUCAUAUGAAUGCGACUCCCCCCACCCCCAACACCCAGUGGAAUUAUUUACAUAUUGGCAACUCUUGACCCCAGCAGUAGCAAUUCACAGAAUGACUAUAAUGUUUGAAUGACAUUGUUGUAUAUUUGUUACAAAUGCUGCUCAAUAAACAGUGAUAUGGAAUACA
This is a messenger RNA of Haliotis rufescens (red abalone), 5441 nucleotides long. Its product is annotated as protein mono-ADP-ribosyltransferase PARP15-like. Gene Ontology annotation, biological process: negative regulation of gene expression. Gene Ontology annotation, molecular function: transcription corepressor activity; NAD+ poly-ADP-ribosyltransferase activity. The record is from RefSeq and is a predicted model, not a curated record. Lineage: Eukaryota; Metazoa; Mollusca; Gastropoda; Lepetellida; Haliotidae. The transcript has 22 exons. Bases 517 to 2544 code for a protein of 675 amino acids. Gene Ontology annotation, cellular component: nucleus; cytoplasm.